AUGGCGGUGGCGGUGUGGAUGGGGCUUGCGGGCGUGCUUGCGGGGCUGGUGGCGUGGAGGGUGCAGAAGGGCUUCGACGACAAUCGCAAGGCGGCUCUCGACACAUGGUGCGCCGGUCGCGCGCGCUCGCUGCAGCAGCAGUUCAUGCAGACCGCCGACCACGUGCAGGCCCUGGCAGGGCUCUUGACAGUGUUUGGCGGGGUGCGGGAGAAUCCAUGGGGCGUGGCGGAGUGCAUGAGUCAGGAGCUCUACGUGCAGUUUGCACACAAGACUGUGGCCGCGCGGCCGUGGGUGUAUGGUGUCAUCUACCUCGUGCUCCUCAACCAUACAGACAGGGCGGCGUACGAGCGGCAGAUGCGGUGCAAAGUGGUGGACGUGAUGGAGCAAGCGCGGCCCCACGAGGACUGGUACAUGCCCAUGCGCUACUGGGUCAACGACGCCCCCACCGUGCUCGCCACCACGCCCUGCAAGGACGCUCGCGCCCACCCGUCGUUCGGCCCACAGCUGGGCGAGAUGGUGGAGAGGGCGGACUGGUGGCUCACCACGCCCUUCGUGCUCGAUAAUGGCAACGCUGGCAUCGGCAUGGGGUUCCCGCUGUUCCGAGGGGGCGUGUCGGUGGCGUCGCCACAGGCGGAGAGGCAGCGCGCCAUGGUGGGGGCCAUGGGGGCGGCGCUCGACCUCAACCGCCUCGCCAGCGCCAUCAUCCUCGACGUGCUGCAGGACGUGAACUACACGCUUGAGAUCUACGACAUGACAGACACCUUGGCAGCGCCCCCGUCAGGCCCGCGCCUGCUGUACGGGGUGGGGGAGCUGCCGCAAGGCGACCCCAAGCAGGUGUCCAAGGUCAUUCCGCCCUCCACCCAGGCCAUGCUGCAGCCACACCGACACAAGGCCGUGCACCAGAUCAAUCUCACCGACCCCUCUCGCACCUUCCAAGCUUGCUUUGCAGGGGCAGACGAGGCACACAGCUGGGUGGCGGUACUUCUAGGCACAGUCAUACUGGUGGUGGCGGCACUGCUGGCGGCCAUUGCAGUGAGCGUGACGCACAACACGCGGAGGGCGCGGAGGAAGACGGUGGUGGUGGAGGGCAUGAAGGAGAGCACGCAGCGCAAGGAGCACAACAAGAGCGCCUUCAUCGCCAGCACCUCGCACGAGCUGCGCACGCCGAUUAUCGGGCUGAAAGGCAUGUUGGAAGAGCUGGUGGAGGGACAGAUGGAGGCGGAGAUGAGGGAAGACAUGCGGACAGCAGUAGAGGAGGCAGAGCGGGUGCUCCUACUGGUGAACACAGUUCUAGACAUAUCCAAGGCAGAGGCAGGACGCAUGCAGCUGGAGCGACUGCCGUUUGACCCCAGGCGCUGGCUGCUAGGCGCGCUGCAGAAGCACGGCGCCAGAGCUGCUCAAGCCGGGCUGCGCUUCACAUGGCAUGUGGAUUCGAGCGUGCCAGGUGUGCUGGAGGGGGACUACAUGCGCCUGCAGCAAGUGCUUGACAGCAUCGUUGGUGAGCCGCCCCGCCGUUGUCUCAGGCUUGCUGGUUGUUGUUGCCUGAAUGGACUUUUGAGACGUGUGCCGGGUGUGCUGGAGGGGGACUACAUGCGCCUGCAACAAGUGCUUGACAGCAUCGCUGGUGAGAUUCGAGGCGCCUCAAGAGUUUUGAGGCGCCAAAAAGACAACGCUAUCAAGUUCACGGCCAGCGGGGGCGUGUGUGUGCGGCUGCAGUGCCUCCCUCCCAACACCCACAUCCCCACCCACCUGCUCUCCCUCGGCUGCCUCCUAGCUGACGCCACUCCCGGCUGCUUCUCGCCUGCCACUGCUACUCCCACUGCUGCUGCUGCUGCUACAGCCGCCGCUGCUGCUGCUGCUGCUACUGCUAAUGCCACCACCGCCGCAACCACCGCUCCUGUGGUUGUGCCGUGUAACGGAGCAGAGGGGGCGUCUGUGGUGCCUUGCUUUGGGCUGCACAAGGGGCAGGGGCGGCUUGCGUGGGCAGCAGCAGUGAGACAAUGCUGUGAGCGCACGGAGGAGCGGGUGGGCCAGCAACAGCAAGAUGGUGCAGUGGCGCAGCGGUGGUGCUGGCGAGGCAAUGCGGGGGGAGAGAGGCAAGGCAGGGAGGACAGGGACGGCGCAGGUGCGGAUGCCAUGGCUGCUGCUGAGGCUGGGCGCGGGGCAGGCACGGCGGCAGUGGCGCGCGCUGGGGAGGGCGGUGGUGUGGAGGGCGGUGGGGAGGGCGUAUGGGUGGGUGCUGUGAGGCGGUGGUGGAGCCGUUGUGCCGUGUGGGGCUGCAGAGGGGUGUGUGGCGAGCCUGAGAGGCCUCAAGGGCGGUGUGUGGUGGUGCUGCUGACGUGUGAGGACACGGGGUGUGGCAUCGCACAGGAGGAACAGCGCGACGUGUUUCACGCAUUCAUGCAGGUGAGCCCUGCCCCUCAUGCAGGUGAGCCCUGCCCCUCAUGCAGGUGA
Messenger RNA from Closterium sp. Yama58-4, 2454 nucleotides. NCBI's taxonomy places the organism in Eukaryota, Viridiplantae, Streptophyta, Zygnematophyceae, Desmidiales, Closteriaceae. The record is from the annotation of a GenBank genome assembly.